GUGGGGGACAGGACACGUGGGACAGGACAGGUGGGGUGAAGGGACAGGACAGGAUUCAGAGACAAAUGGGGGGACAGGACAGGAGGAAGGAAGGGGACAGAUGGGACCACCGCAGGUGGAGACCUGACCCAGGGCCGGGCUGGAGAGUGAGCCGGAGGCUCGGGUCUGGGGGUGCUCGUCGGGGUGUGGCCAUCCCCAAGGCGGCCGUCUGGGCGGGGGCUUCUCCGGAGGUCAGCCCGCCCCCGGGUCGCCCGCAGACUACGCCGACAAGCCCCUGGACAAGCCGCUGAAGCUGGUCCUCAAGGUCGGGGGCAGCGAGGUGACCGAGCUCUCGGGGUCCGGCCACGACUCCAGCUACUACGACGACAGGUCCGACCAUGAGCGCGAGCGGCACAGGGAGAAGAAGAAGAAGAAGAAGAAGAAGGCGGAGAAGGAGCGCCACCUGGACGACGAAGAGCGGAGGAAGCGCAAGGAGGAGAAGAAGCGCAGGCGGGAGAAGGAGCACUGCGACACGGAGGGGGAGGCCGACGACUUUGACCCGGGCAAGAAGGUGGCCGUGGAGCCGCCGCCCGACCGGCCCGUGCGGGCCUGUCGCACACAGCCAGGCAGGUGUCCCCGGGACGGGGUGGGGGGAGGACCACCCGACCUCCCGGCCUCGUUCUUGGGGUGCGCGGGCACCGUCUCGGCGUCCGGCAUCUGACCCCUCCUGGCCUCUUCACUCCAGCGGAGAGCCAGAGCACGCCCAUCCAGCAGCUGCUGCAGCACUUCCUCCGCCAGCUGCAGAGGAAAGACCCCCACGGCUUCUUUGCCUUUCCCGUCACGGACGCCAUCGCUCCCGGCUACUCCAUGAUAAUCAAGCACCCCAUGGACUUCGGCACCAUGAAGGACAAGAUCCUGGCCAACGAGUACAAGUCGGUCACGGAGUUCAAGACUUCAAGCUCAUGUGUGACAAUGCCAUGACGUACAACCGGCCGGACACGGUGUACUACAAGCUGGCCAAGAAGAUCCUGCACGCGGGCUUCAAGAUGAUGAGCAAACCGCCUCUCGCCCCGAGGCCCCAGGUCACCCGAGAGCCAGGUUGCAUGUGUCACCGUCGGGGAGCGAGCCGAGCCCAGAGCCCGUCGGACAUGGAUUUCUCUCAGCAGGCCGCCCUGCUGGGCAGCGAGGACACAGCCAGCGAGGACCCCACGCCCGAGGUGGUGCCCGUGCACGUGGAGACCGCCCGCAAGUCCAAGCGGCCCAGCAGAGAAGUGGCCAGCUCCUUGCUGGAGCCUGAGGGCAGUGCGUGCAGCCUGACAGACAGCACUGCAGAGGAGCACGUGCUGGCCCUGGUGGAGCACGCGGCUGAUGAGGCUCGAGACAGGCUCAGCCGCUUCCUGCCAGGGGGCAAGAUGGGUUACCUGAAGAGGGGCGGGGACGGCAGCCUUCUCUACAGCGUGGUCAGCUGUGUUGAGCCCGAUGCCGAAGGGACCUUCUCUCUUGCAGAGGACGAGACCCACCCGGUGGACCUGAGCUCCCUGUCCAGCAAGCUGCUGCCCGGCUUCCCUGCACUGGGCGGCAAGGACGAGCGGGGCGGCAAGGUCACCUUCCUCUCGAGCGCCAGCACUGCCCUGUCCACGCAGAACAACUCUGUGUUUGGGGACCUGAAGCCUGAUGAGGUGGAGCUGCUCUACUCUGCCUACGGGGAUGAGACCGGUGUGCAGUGCGCACUGAGCCUGCAGGAGUUCGUGAAGGACUCCGGGAGCUACAGCAGGAGGAUGGUGGACGACCUCCUGGACCAGAUCACGGGCGGCGACCACUCGCGGGUGUUGUUCCAGCUCCGACAGAGGAGAAACGCUCCGGUGAAGACCCCAGAUGACAUGAAGGCUGGGGAUGCGCUUGGCGGGUCUGUGCUGGACUUCAUGCCCAUGAAGCCCUACUCCGACGUCUCGCUGGACAUCUCCAUGCUGGGCUCUCUGGGGAGGGUGAAAAAGGAGCCGGAGCCGGAGGACGGGCCACUGCACCUGGACGAGACGGCCAAGCUGCUGCAGGACCUGCAGGAGGCUCAGGCGGAGCGUGGGGGGUCGCGGCCCUCCUCCAACCUCAGCUCCCUGUCCAACGCCUCAGACCCGCAGCACCCGCCAGCUGUGACCCCACAGGCAGGUGCGGGCCGAGCCGGGUGGUGGGGACCUGCCGACACACUGCCCCCCCGAGUCCCGCCCUGUCCCCCCAUGGCCCCCGUGGCCCAAUCCACGUGGAGCCAGAGCUCAGACCUGAAUAAAGUUUUCUCAAUGUGUGCCUGUUGGGGCUUCUGGAGAUGCUGGGGUUCCCAGGUGCUCGUAAACACUCCAGGGGCCCCUCGGUAUCUCAGACGUGGGGGGUCUCCGUCUUGGCCUGACUGGAUUCUGAACUUCCAUGUUCUCCUCGGGUGUCAGGAGCAGCUUGGCCCAGCAUUGGGGAAGAGCUGCCUUCAGCCUCAGGCUCCUGCACCCCAGCUGGGCCAAGCUGCUCCUGACACCCAGAGGAGAACCCAGGCCCCUCAGGCUCUAGCACCCUCUCUGACCCCCCCCCCUUUUGCCCUCAGCCCCCAGCACCCCUCAGGAAAUUGGGUGAAGCAGGUCUCCACUUCCAGCCCAUGGUAGGUGGGCUUUGCUGUU
Erinaceus europaeus (western European hedgehog) is the source of this 2636-nucleotide messenger RNA. RefSeq names its product bromodomain containing 9 (gene BRD9). Gene Ontology annotation, cellular component: nucleus. The transcript has 16 exons. Bases 378 to 2621 code for a protein of 747 amino acids. The record is from RefSeq and is a predicted model, not a curated record. Gene Ontology annotation, biological process: regulation of transcription by RNA polymerase II. NCBI's taxonomy places the organism in Eukaryota, Metazoa, Chordata, Mammalia, Eulipotyphla, Erinaceidae.